AUGGUCCCCAAAUUAAAUAAUGAUUGCAUCAAAGAGAUAUUGGAAUUUUUAUACGACGACAACAGAACGUUGUUUUCAUGUCUGUUAGUCUCUCGCGUAUGGUGUCGGAUUGGUGUGAUAAUAUUAUGGAGGAAUCCCUGGCGUAAUCCUCACGAUUGGAGACCGCAAUUUGAUUCGAUAUUGGCAUUCCUUUCUGAGGAUUCAAUUAAAGCGCUCAGAGAAAAAAGAAUAAUUGUGCGACCAACAAAACCACAACUAUUUGACUAUCUAGAAUAUGUCCAGUCAGUAACAUCUCUGGGGAUAAUGAGUAUUAGAUAUCAAGUAUUUAAAUUAAGAUACAUUACUUGUGUAGAGAAUGAUACUGACGAAAAUUGUGACGUUGUUCAAGAUAAAAAGCAUAACGCAGUGCAACAGCAAAAUGCAUUUCAAGACGAGCUAUGGAAACUGUUUUUAAGGAAAGGAGUUAACCUCAAAUCCAUCGGAAUAUUUGAACCACCGCCAUCUGUUUCUCAAUUUCCUGAAGCCAUGAGAAACUUAUCAAGAUUAGAAUCGCUUAAUUGUCUAUCUAUUGUCAGUAUUGGUCGAGUUCGGAUUUAUGAAGAUCUUGUACAAAUAUGUCGUAAUCUUAAAAGCUUAUAUAUAGAUGGUUGCAAUGAUAAUCCAGUGAUAGCAGAGAUUAUCUCGGUUCAAAAUGGUUUAAAAGAAUUAGAAAUCAUUAAUACCCGUAAAAUGCAGAAUUUACCUUUGAUCGGACAUUCUUUAGCAACAAAGCAAGGAAAUUCUUUGGAAGAAAUCACUUUUAGAUUUCACAUUUGUCUUUCAUCCGUAGUGCUCAAUUGUUUGAAAAAUUUAAAAAGGAUUUACUUAUUAGACCAUAGAGAUCCAUUAGAGCUUAAGAUAUUAGAAGAGGUGAAAAUAAAGGAUUUGAAAAUAGAACGGUAUACUUAA
Messenger RNA from Acaulospora morrowiae, 948 nucleotides. NCBI's taxonomy places the organism in Eukaryota, Fungi, Glomeromycota, Glomeromycetes, Diversisporales, Acaulosporaceae. The record is from the annotation of a GenBank genome assembly.